Molecule: messenger RNA, 1366 nt
Organism: Pollicipes pollicipes
Lineage: Eukaryota; Metazoa; Arthropoda; Thecostraca; Pollicipedomorpha; Pollicipedidae
Product: delta-like protein 3
Exons: 4
Coding region: 1013-1366 (117 amino acids)
Biological process (GO): multicellular organism development; Notch signaling pathway
Cellular component (GO): membrane
Source: RefSeq, a predicted model, not a curated record
ACAACUGCCGCCCAGGCAGCUAUCGGGGCUGGAAGAGGAGGCAGUCGACGGUGGCGGCAGUCCGGCAGGGGGUACCACCAUCCAGGUGGUCCAUCAGCUUAUCCCCACCUCCGACACGUCGCCCUCGCCCGAAGAGAAUGGCCAGCAGCGGCCAGAAGACUCCCAGCCGGAGGACAUUGGACUGGUGUUUGUUGACGACGGAGACUUUGUCCGUCUGCACUUUGUGCCGGCUGCGCUCAGGGAAAAAUCCAGAUUCCGUAAUCGUCCGAGAGAUGGCAGCAAUAGCCGGACGUGGAGCAGGAUUCGACGAGGACUGCGCAGAAGCCGUGUAGAUGGCGCCACGGAUGAAACUGUGCCUGCUCCGCACACAAUCACUGGUGGGGAUGGGUCUCAAAGGCACGUGCCGUCCACGCACGACACAUCGGUCUUAGGAGGCAAAGUACUUAAGGAGGAGGCUUCGGGCGCAGAAGACGCGGUGCCGAGCCAAAAAGACCCCGCUCCCCAAGAUGAGUCAUCAGGCGAUGAAGAUAGUUCAGUUCCAUAUCCGAGCAAGUCUCGGAGCACCGGGGACACCACGCUUUUGGCCGAAGACCGAAAUCCCGCAGGCACAACGCCCCAGGAACCAUUUUCUAACCCGAGCACGAAGAACACUGUUCAUGGGGGAAAAAUAUCGAGUCCUGAGGGCGUCAAAUUCCGUAAGGAGACCUCUCACCACGAGACCGAGGGUGCCCUGCCCCUAGAGCAAGUUUUGGGUCAGCCGGACAGCCCACUGCCCCGGCCUCCGGACGGGACAGGUGGGACCAGCGCGUCUCCACAAGAGCAGGAGCGGCGGAGCAGACCAGCGGAUCGGACCCGUCGUCCCGGUGCAUCUCCAGAGAAGCAGGAUCGGCGGGGUAGGCCCGGCCGGCCGCCGCUCUGGCGUCCUGAGGACAGCCCGUGCUCUUACGGCCUGCUGGUGACGGGCGUGGUGGCCAACAGCAGCCUGGAGCCGCUGCCGGACCGGCUGCUCGAGAUGGCCUUCCCGUUCGACGGCGCGUGGCCGGGGGUCUUCAGCAUCAUUAUCGAGGCCUGGCACGACACGACCGGCGAACUGUUCAAGAACAAUCCCACCAUGCAGGACAUCCAGUCAGGCGACUCGGCGCGGAUCAUCAGCCGGGCGGUCGUGCGCCGCCGUCUGGAGCCGGGCCCCUGGCUGCGCGACCGGGUCGCCCAGGGUCACGUGCAGCUCGAGUACGACGUCCGUGUCGUCUGCGACCAGCAGUCCAACGGCGCCAACUGCAACACGAGACGUCGCGUGAACUGUACCGACACCCCAGCUCGCCCUAGCAAGCUGCCCGGCAUCAUCGGGCAUGAUGCUCGCUUGUGA